Echinops telfairi (small Madagascar hedgehog) is the source of this 1931-nucleotide messenger RNA. RefSeq names its product tetraspanin 15 (gene TSPAN15). NCBI's taxonomy places the organism in Eukaryota, Metazoa, Chordata, Mammalia, Afrosoricida, Tenrecidae. The annotation marks the transcript as partial. Gene Ontology annotation, cellular component: membrane. The record is from RefSeq and is a predicted model, not a curated record. The transcript has 8 exons.
GGGGACUCGGAGCAGGUGCGCUACUGCGCGCGCUUCUCCUACCUCUGGCUCAAGUUCUCGCUCAUCGUCUACUCCACCGGCUUCUGGCUGAUCGGGGGCCUGGUCCUGUCUGUGGGCAUCUAUGCAGAGGUGGAGCGGCAGAAGUACAAAACACUAGAGAGUGCCUUCCUCGCGCCGGCCGUCAUCCUCAUCCUCCUGGGCGUGGUCAUGUUCUUCGUCUCCUUCAUCGGUGUGCUGGCAUCCCUCCGGGACAACCUGUGCCUGCUGCAGUCCUUCAUGUACAUCCUCGGGAUCUGCCUCAUCAUCGAGCUCAUUGGUGGCGUGGUGGCCUUGACAUUCCGGAACCAGACCAUUGACUUUGUGAACGCUAACAUUCGCAGAGGGAUUGAGAACUACUAUGACGAUCUGGACUUCAAAAACAUCAUGGAUUUUGUGCAGAAGCAGUUUAAGUGCUGUGGUGGCGAAGACUACAGAGACUGGGUCAAAAACCAGUACCACGACUGUGAUGCCCCCGGGCCCCUGGCCUGCGGGGUGCCCUACACCUGCUGCUUCAGAAACACGACCGAAGUUGUCAAUACCAUGUGUGGCUACCAGACGAUUAACAAGGAGGUAAGGUCUCUGAAUCCCUUCCCCAGGAAAGACCCCGUGCCCACAACCACCCAGGGGCUCGGAGGGGUGGGGCUGCUGAGGUCUCCCUGCAUUCCCAGGAGCCAGGGGGGUGCUGCGUUUUUCCACCCCCACGCGGACCCAGAAGGGCUCAAGGGCUCAGGGAGCCAGGAUCCCCUUAGGCUGGCAAGCUUGUGGGAGCCCUACCACAGUCCUGGCUGGUAUCUCCAGAGCUCAGGCACACCCGAGAGCCCAGCCUGCCUCUGCCCUUCGAGCCGCUGGUCUGUGGUGGCUCAGCUUGGGACCCAUGGGCUCUCUCAGGGCCCCCUCUGGGUCAACCUCCUGGAUGACUUCCCUGGACACGGAGAGAAGCUGGCGGUGGUGCUGACAAGGGAACAAAACGUGCUCAUCUGGUUCAUGGACAACUACACCAUCAUGGCGGGCAUCCUGCUGGGCAUCCUGCUGCCUCAGUUCCUGGGGGUGCUGCUGACGCUGCUGUACAUCACCCGCGUGGAAGACAUCAUCGAGGAGUACUCUGUCACCGAUGGGCUCCUGGGCCCUGGCGCCAAGCCCAGCGUGGAGGCGGCGGGCGCCGGCUGCUGCAUGUGCUACCCCAGUUAAGGCCCGCUGGACCUCCGUAGGGGCCGCGCCCCACCACCACCCACCGACCGUGCCACGUCCUUCUCAGUCCUCGACGGGAGCUGCACAGGACUGGGGCGCCUCUCCCACGUUCACCACAAUCCUGCAGUGCGUGCUGGGUGGGUGAGUGGGCUGCCGCCAGGGCCCUCUAGGGAGGUGGCUGGGCCAGGGAGGGGACACUCAGCGUUCUGCUCAGGGCUAAUUUCGGGUGGUGCCUUGUCUAGGAGGGGCGAUUUCUGUCCCCUUUCUACCCCAAAGGGGGUUGAGGAGCCACGGCUUAAGCUCACCACCCGACAGGCAGGUGGUUGGAGGGUCCCUGUAGGAAGGGGUCCUCUCCAGGGUGGAUGGGCUUGGUGAUUUGUAAACGGGGAAAGAAAAGUGGGUGUGUGUAUGUGUGCACACACAUAAGUGUGACAGCCAGGGAUGAAGGGGCACUAUCCGGGGCCCCACCAGCCCCUCCACUAGGCCCCAGGGCCCCUACACAUGUUUCUCAGUCACUCGGGUGCCUUGAACCUCUUACAAGGUGGCUGUUUGGCCAAUCCUGCUUUUUAAGUGAUUUUUAAAAAACACUAUAUGUUUUUACAGUUAACAGGAGUCUGACUAAUCAAAACUUGGUAUUAUCUACCUUCUGAGACCCCUCAAGCCAGCUCAUUAACCAAACAAUAAAGAUGUGAUUUUUUUUUUUC